This is a messenger RNA of Clonostachys rhizophaga, 720 nucleotides long. NCBI's taxonomy places the organism in Eukaryota, Fungi, Ascomycota, Sordariomycetes, Hypocreales, Bionectriaceae. The record is from the annotation of a GenBank genome assembly.
AUGGUUGCCCUUAAGCACUUUGGGGCAACUGCUGUCCUAUUUCUCGGCCUUGUCAAUAGCGGACUUGCCCAGUUGGAUACUACAUCCGACGACCUUGCUCCACGAGACAAUAAUUAUGAGCAGAUUCUUGCCCGAGGUGUCGAUGUUGGUGCUGAGAAAAGAGGAGAAGAUGAGGAGUUAGAUGCCCGUGACAUCGAGGAUGAGCUCUAUGUCCGCAAGGUUGACCCGAAUGCUCCUCCCCCACGAAAGAAGCCACCUCCUCGACCUCACACUCCUCCUCCUCCCCCUCCCCCUACUCGUCCACCUCCCCCUCCCCCCACAGGUCGUCGUCGUCGUGGGCUGGAUGACCUCCUGGAGCGUCGGGCCUUGUAUCUCCGCAAGGUUGACCCGAAUGCUCCUCCCCCACGAAAGAAGCCACCUCCUCGACCUCACACUCCUCCCCCUCCCCCUCCCCCUACUCGUCCACCACCUCCUCCUCCUACAGGUCGUCGUCGUCGUGAUCUGGAUGACUACCUGGAGCGUCGGGCCAUAUAUCUCCGCAAGGUUGACCCAAAUGCUCCCCCCCCGCGAAAGAAGCCACCUCCUCGACCUCACACUCCUCCUCCCCCACCUCCUCCCACUCGUCCACCUCCCCCUCCUCCCACAGGUCGUCGCCGUCGUUCACUGGACGACUAUUUGGACUAUCUUGAAGCACGCGACUACUACGAGUACGAUUUCUAG